Truncatella angustata is the source of this 1206-nucleotide messenger RNA. RefSeq lists its product as uncharacterized. The transcript is spliced from 2 exons. Bases 161 to 784 code for a protein of 207 amino acids. Gene Ontology annotation, biological process: mitochondrial electron transport, cytochrome c to oxygen. The record is from RefSeq and is a predicted model, not a curated record. Lineage: Eukaryota; Fungi; Ascomycota; Sordariomycetes; Amphisphaeriales; Sporocadaceae.
GCAUUCCAAAGGGCCAGGGCCGAGAAUCAUCCGGCAUCGUUCCACCGUGAUCCCGUUUCAACGCCAAAUCUCAUCCCCAUCUACUGACUGCAAAGCUUAGAAGCUCAAAUCGUCACAACCCAUCUCCACUCACCACCCCGACGUUACCACGCCAAUCAAGAUGUCUCCCCAGUCCAUCCUCCGCGCCAGCCCGCGCAUGGCCAACCUCAUGGGCCGCCGCAUGUUCCAUGCCACCCGAGCCCGUCUGUCCUCGCCUUACCACUACCCCGAGGGCCCCUACUCCAACUUGCCCUUCAACACCAAGACCAGAUUCUUCGCCGUGAGAUACUGGCUGUACUGCAUCACCGGCUUCUUCGCCCCCUUCGGUAUCGCCGGUGCGUCAUUUCCUCCGAUUCGCACCUUGCUCCCAAUAAUACUAACCAUCCCGUCACAGCUUGGCAAACCUACAAGCCCAAGGCAUAAGCAUUUGCACUUGCAUUGGUAUCUAGUUGGGGGUCUGGUGGGGUUCCUCGUGCAGUGCAUUGAAUAUGAUAGACGGGGCAUACCCACAGUCACGCUUGGAACCUGUACAUAUAUGAGCAGGACAAUAGAGCUCGAGGCCAAUUGCCGCAACGCAAUUUCAUAUGUCAACCUGAGUCCAAACGCAUCCACAGCAGGAGCCCAUAGCCGAGCCGCUCGCCUUGCAUGUCUUACCUGCCUCUGGCGAACGAGCGCUGACAAAGGAAGUGACCCCCGGCUGACUUUUGUUCAUGGAGUUUUCGAAUCCACACGCCAAUCAAGCUGAUUUAUAUUUGCCAAGUUGCUGAAAUCUAAUCAGGAAACUAAUAACUGCCCUUUCGUUUCCCGCCAUCUGUUGGCGUCGGAGCUAGGGAUUGGAGCGAUAGCGAGUGAUAUCUAACAGUUUCAUUUUCAAGUCUUGAGUACAGCAACGCAUUAGCUCGGCCUAUGACCAUGUUGGGCUUCAGCGUCGCUGGGUUGGCGCGGUCAUGACUCUUCUUGGCAUCCUUGUACGAAUUGGGACCUCUGGGCACGAUUAUGAUCAUCUUAAUGUCUGCCUGGCUUGCUUCUGCUUUUGUGCCUUUGAUUUCCAUGACAUCAUCUUAGUCGAACCUGACUAAGAAGUAGUAUGACCUGUCAUCACAGGUCCUGUUGGACAUUCAUACGAGACUGUUUAUUAUAUACAACUAAUUGUCCUCUAUAUCCAAG